CCGGAGCAGCUUUUGAAAAGUCAAUUUUGCACUAAACCUUUUGCGACGUGGGGCUGCAGCUAGAUGGCGAUUGCUCCACCGUGGCACUCGUGAUCCAAAUGGCUCACCAGUGUGGUUGGAGGUCACAACCGUACCACAAUGGAACCAACGGGGAUCCAAAUGGACAAUUAGAUGCCCGUUUACCAAAUGCAACGACUUUUGCUCUCGAGUCAUAGCAAAGACCGCCGAAUCUACUCGGAAUCUCUGCAUCAACGCUCCCUUGCAAUGUCUUCGUCUUCGUCGUCCUCUUCGUCCGCUGCCCAAACAGAUGCUGAAACUCUCCGCCUUAAACGAAUUAACUCUAGCAAGCUCUAUCUCCAUGUAAUUCCCUCCAAGGUUCCGAUUAUCUACUCUUCUUAUUACGAUAUCAGCUUCCUCGGAAUUGAGAAACUGCAUCCGUUUGAUUCUUCAAAAUGGGGCCGAAUAUGCCGAUUCCUGAUUUCGGAAGGUUACCUGGACAAAAACUCUAUUGUUGAGCCAUUGGAAGCUACAACAGAUGAUCUACUUGUGGUGCAUACAGAAGCAUACCUGAAUAGCCUGAAGAACAGUGUGAAUGUUGCCAUGAUAACUGAGGUUCCUCCUAUAGCGAUAUUACCCAAUUGCCUUGUUCAAACGAAAGUUCUUUAUCCGCUCCGAAGGCAGGUGGGUGGAACUAUUCUGGCAGCUAAGCUCGCAAAGGACCGAGGAUGGGCUUUCAAUGUUGGAGGAGGGUUUCAUCAUUGUUGUAGUGGAAGGGGAGGUGGAUUUUGUGCAUUUGCAGACAUAUCUCUUUGCAUUCAUUUUGCUUUUGUUCGGUUAAAUAUAUCAAGGGUGAUGAUAGUUGAUCUAGAUGCACAUCAAGGAAAUGGUCACGAAAUGGAUUUUGCUGAUGAUGGGCGUGUGUAUAUUUUGGAUAUGUACAACCAUGAAAUAUACCCAUUUGAUAUGACAGCUAGAAGUUAUAUUAAACAGAAGGUUGAAGUAGCGACUGGGACUACAACUGAUGAGUACUUGAAGGAAUUAGAUAAAGCACUUGAGGUAGCAAGGGGUAAUUUUGCCCCUGAGUUGGUUGUUUACAAUGCUGGUACCGAUAUCCUUGAUGGAGAUCCACUUGGUGGAUUAAAGGUUAGUCCAGAUGGGGUAGUCCAAAGAGAUGAGAAGGUCUUCAGGUUUGCUCGUGAGGGAAAUAUCCCUCUUGUCAUGGUCGCUUCAGGUGGCUAUAUGAAAACCAGUGCCAGAGUCAUAGCAGAUUCCAUAAUAAACCUCUCAAAGAAAGGCUUGAUAGAUAUAGCCGGUCGCUGAGGAAGAAGAUAAAUGACAAAAGGCCCCUUUGCUGUUAUACACAGUCCAUGACAAAAGGCGAAUUCCUCUGAAGAAUUUCAAAGGCAUGAAUUCUGGGUUUCCUGUGAGUUUGUAACUGGAAGUGCUACUUGCAAUAUAAGCAAGCAACAAGGGUUAGAAAUUAGGAGAAGUGCAAAUUUUAUGUAACAAUAACACUUGUAAGAGCGUGAGUGUGUUGGGUGGUUCUUCGCUGAGUAGUUGAACCUUACAGGUGUGUCUCGUAUGAAUGGCUAUGACCCAAAGAUUGAUUAAGAUUAUAAAAGGUUGCAAUGUUUAUAAUUUUAACAGGACGGUCCAUUUCCAUGCUGCUAUCCGCCAGUGUCAGACUUGUCUAGUAUUUGUUGUUUCUGGACCCGUGUCCAUGGGCUUCAACUGGAAUGGGAGAUGAGUUAAGAAUAUGAAUUGAGUGAUUUAUUACUAUGGUAAGCCAUUUAUCCUAUUGUGAUUAUAUGUUCUGCUUGAUAAACUUAAGAAUAUGAAUAUUUUUAUGUCAAUGUUAUUGUAAAUGACUCGUAUAUUUUAAACAUAAUUAAAAUAUAUGGGCUAAAAUUAUAGAGUGUACACAUACUAUUACAAAAUCUCAACAAUUUAUUCUGUGUUACGUGGACAUAGCACUGGCUUUUAUGUAAUAUACAUUUGUGGUUUUUCUGUUUUGCCAGAAAUAUAAAUAUAUGUUCAUUAGAGCGAGUGCUUCGCUGCCUAGCCCUCCCCUAUAGGCUCUAGGUGUCCUUUGAUUAUCUUUUUGACCUCUAGGUGUCCUUAGUUUAUUUUUUAACCUGCUCCUUUUGGCAUUUCCCCCUUCAUUUCAUUUUGUUUCCUCCUUGCAGUCUUACAAACAGACAGGCUAAGCUAAAAAGAAACGAUGGGAGUGGGAGGGGCAGACUUGAGAAGAUUUAAUUUCAUUGAAAAUUUAUGUUUCACCAUAUUGCUUCAUGGCCCCUACAAUUUUAGCAUAAUAAGAUAGACUACUCCCAAAACAAUGAAUCUGUUUUGCUUGAUAUAUACUCUGAACUCUUAAGCAAAUAGUAUUAUUUAUA
Durio zibethinus is the source of this 2396-nucleotide messenger RNA. Its product is annotated as histone deacetylase 2-like. NCBI's taxonomy places the organism in Eukaryota, Viridiplantae, Streptophyta, Magnoliopsida, Malvales, Malvaceae. Gene Ontology annotation, biological process: epigenetic regulation of gene expression. The record is from RefSeq and is a predicted model, not a curated record. Gene Ontology annotation, cellular component: histone deacetylase complex. Gene Ontology annotation, molecular function: histone deacetylase activity.